AUGGCCUCAGCAACAUCCUUUCGCCAAAUCGUCGGCGCCCCGCCCUCGACGGCCUCACCCACCGACAGCACCCUCAUCAUCAUCGACGCUCAAAAUGAGUACGCAGAAGGCAAACUCGCCGUCCGGGACGUCACCUCCUCACGCAAGGCCAUCGCUGCCCUGCUGCAAAAGUACCGCGACGCCGGCCAGCCCAGCAGCAUCGUGCACGUCGUCCACGAUACGCCCGAAGGCGCUCCCCUCUUCACGCCUGGAACCAAGCUGGCCGAGGAGUUCGACGAGCUGAAACCUAGGGAUGGUGAGAAGGUUGUCAGGAAGCAGUUCCCUGGUUCCUUUGCGGGAACGGAUUUGCAGGCGCAUUUGGAGGGGUUGGGAGCGAGGGGGAAGAAGGUUGUGUUGACUGGGUACAUGGCUCACGUUUGUGUCUCUACUACCGCUAGGCAAGCUGACCAGCGUGGGUUUGACGUUCUGAUUGCUGAGGAUGCGGUCGGCGAUCGUGAUAUUCCUGGCGUCGACGCAGCGCAGCUCGUCAAGGUUGCUUUGAGUGAGAUUGGCGAUGCCUUUGGUACUGUCGUGCAGAGCAAAGACAUUGUUUAG
This is a messenger RNA of Colletotrichum tamarilloi, 594 nucleotides long. Its product is annotated as isochorismatase. The coding region runs from base 1 to 594 and encodes 197 amino acids. NCBI's taxonomy places the organism in Eukaryota, Fungi, Ascomycota, Sordariomycetes, Glomerellales, Glomerellaceae. The transcript is spliced from 2 exons. The record is from RefSeq and is a predicted model, not a curated record.